UAUUUAUAAUUUAUUUUAUUUAUAAUAAUCUAGUUUUCUUUUUAGAAUGGGAAGUUAUUUCUUUUAAUUCUAAUAUAAUUAUUAUGUCAAUUUUAUUAGAUUGAAUAUCUUUAUUAUUUAUAAUAUUUGUUUCUUUAAUUUCUUCUGUUGUAAUUUUUUACAGAAAAAGAUAUAUGUCUUCUGAGAGGAAUUUGAGUCGUUUUAUUAUUUUAGUUUUAUUAUUUGUUUUUUCUAUGAUUUUAUUAAUUAUUAGCCCAAAUAUAAUUAGAAUUUUUUUAGGUUGAGAUGGUUUAGGUUUAGUUUCUUAUUGUUUAGUAAUUUAUUAUCAAAAUGUUAAGUCUUAUAAUGCUGGGAUAUUAACAGCUCUUUCUAAUCGAAUUGGGGAUGUUUGUAUUUUAAUUUCUAUCUCUUGAAUAAUAAAUUAUGGGAGUUGAAAUUAUAUUUUUUAUUUAAAUUUUAUGUCUAAUGAUUUUUCUAUAAAAAUAGUUGGAAUUAUAAUUAUUUUAGCUGCUAUAACUAAAAGAGCUCAAAUUCCUUUUAGAUCAUGAUUACCUGUGGCUAUAGCUGCUCCUACUCCUGUUUCAGCUUUAGUACAUUCAUCUACAUUAGUUACAGCUGGGAUUUAUUUAUUAAUUCGAUUUAAUAAUUUAUUAUUGGAUUUAUUUAUAUUAAAAAUUUUAUUAUUAUUAUCUGGUUUAACUAUAUUUAUAGCAGGAAUUACAGCAAAUUAUGAAUUUGACUUGAAAAAAAUUAUUGCAUUAUCUACUUUGAGACAAUUAGGGUUAAUAAUAAGAAUUUUAAGAAUAGGAUUACCAGAUUUAGCAUUUUUUCAUUUAUUAACUCAUGCUAUAUUUAAAGCUUUAUUAUUUAUAUGUGCUGGGGUAGUUAUUCAUAUAAUAAAUAAUAUUCAAGAUAUUCGUUAUAUGGGGGGAAUUAGAUAUUAUUUACCGUUUACUUCUUUAUGUUUAAAUAUUUCUAAUAUGGCUUUAUGUGGAAUUCCCUUUUUAGCUGGAUUUUAUUCAAAGGAUAUAAUUUUAGAAUUAGUUUCUUUAAGAUAUUUAAAUAUAUUUAUUUUUUUUUUAUAUUAUAUUUCUACUGGGCUAACUAUAUAUUAUAGAUUUCGUUUAAUAAUAUACUUAAUGAUUAAUGAUUUUAAUUUAUUAAGAAUUUAUAAUUUAUAUGAUGAAGAUUUUAUUAUAUUAAAGAGUAUAUUUACUUUAUUAUUUAUGAGAGUUGUUAGAGGUAGAUUUUUGAGAUGAUUAAUUUUUUCAUAUCCAUAUAUAAUUUAUUUACCAUUUAAUUUAAAAAUAAUAGUUAUUUAUGUAAGUUUAUUAGGGAUAUUAAUAGGAUAUUUAGUUAGUAAUAUAAAAAUUUAUUCUUUAAAUAAAUUUUUAUCUACUUAUACUUUAAGAAAUUUUUUAAGAUUAAUAUGAUUUAUGCCUAAUUUAUCAACUUAUGGUUUAAGAUAUAAUUUUUUAAAUUUUGGUCAAAAUUUAUUAAAAAUUGUUGAUAUAGGUUGAAGAGAAAUAUAUAGAGGUCAGGGAAUAUUUUUAAUUUUAAAAAAAUAUUCUAUUUUUUAUUAUUUUUAUCAAAUAAAUAAUUUUAAAAUUUAUUUAUUUAGAUUUGUUUUAUGAAUAGUUAUUAUAUUAUUUAUUUUAUUUAUUUA
Cydia pomonella (codling moth) is the source of this 1666-nucleotide messenger RNA. RefSeq names its product NADH-ubiquinone oxidoreductase chain 5-like. Gene Ontology annotation, biological process: electron transport coupled proton transport; ATP synthesis coupled electron transport. The record is from RefSeq and is a predicted model, not a curated record. The transcript has a single exon. Gene Ontology annotation, molecular function: NADH dehydrogenase (ubiquinone) activity. Lineage: Eukaryota; Metazoa; Arthropoda; Insecta; Lepidoptera; Tortricidae.